UCUUGCGCGGGUGACGUCAUUUGGUUGCGCAGAACAAGGGGCGUCAAAAUCGCCAUAUUGGCUGCUACAGUUGUUGACAGAAAUAGGGUCACCUGACAAAUCUAUUGGAAUCACAAACAUCAGAAGUUGAAAGUAUUUAGUUAUCAACAGGUCACAAAGUCAACUGGUUCAAGACUUUGAAAAUCGACUUAAUUGUCUGAAUUUGAGGAAGGGGUCAGAAGAAUCUUCAUCUGAAUUCCUGCUUCCGCCAACUUCCGGAAAGAAAUGGGUAGUAAAGAUGACGAGUACGAUUACUUAUUUAAAGUUGUGUUGAUUGGUGAUUCUGGCGUAGGAAAAAGUAACCUGUUGUCAAGAUUCACAAGAAAUGAAUUUAACUUAGAAAGUAAAAGUACCAUUGGUGUGGAAUUUGCCACAAGGAGCAUACAGGUUGAAGGUAAAGUGAUAAAGGCCCAGAUCUGGGACACAGCUGGUCAAGAACGAUACAGGGCUAUAACUAGUGCAUAUUAUAGAGGUGCUGUUGGCGCAUUAUUAGUGUAUGACAUAGCUAAACAUUUGACAUAUGAAAAUGUAGAAAGAUGGCUGAAGGAACUAAGAGACCACGCGGACAGUAACAUUGUCAUUAUGUUAGUAGGAAAUAAAAGUGAUUUACGGCAUUUACGAGCUGUCCCUACAGAUGAAGCAAGGGCCUUUGCAGAAAAGAACUCCCUGUCUUUCAUUGAAACUUCAGCAUUGGACUCAACUAAUGUGGAGUCAGCAUUUCAAAAUAUAUUAACAGAAAUUUAUAAAAUAGUAUCACAGAAACAAAUCCGGGACAGCCCUGACGACGACAACACACCUAGCAACAAUGUACAAAAUAUCAUAGUCGGACCUACAGAUAGCUCCACGCCAAAGUCUAAGUCAUGCUGUAAUGUAUGAGAGUCGCGUGGUUAGAAAGAACAAUUAAUAAGACCAAUGAUAUGUCUUUAUGACAUCAUAUUGAACGAUAUGUUACUAAAGAAAGGGGAAGAACUCCACAGUUUCUCAUUUGACAACAUUCUGCAUUGUAAAAGGGGCUUGUUUCUGUAAUAUCUUGUAAUAUCAACAUGUGUUUAAAUGAUAAUGGUUAUAUGGUGCGAUUGUUACAUUGUGUUAAUGUUUAACAUAUUUUAAUUUUAUUAUUCAUGAUGGUUUAUACUUAUUCUACUCUGUAAUUAAAAAAAAAAAAACCGACAAAUAGAAGUCGACUCAAAACUUAAAAAUAUUGUUUUUUUCCUUGGGACAUAUUUUGGGAGACAUUCUUUUACCAUUUCUUCUUUACGCCCUUUUGGCUUUAUUCAUGAAUACAUUAUCAGUUGUAAAGAAAUAAAAUUUUGAGUCCAUUAAUCUUCACUAGAAUGUGUGAGACUAUAUGAAUGAUUGAAGUUUGUUUUUUAUACGUUGUAAUUAAGCUUUCUGAUUUGCUAGUCGUAUUCAUUACAUACUGUCAUGACUGUGAUAUAUAACAAUAAUGGAGAUCCAUAAUAACUGUUGUUCUUGUAACGAACUUAUUUUUCACUAUACCCACAACUUAACUAAUUUCAACUCAAUAAUUUCAUAUCUCCAUUAAUUUGCAUGAUUCUUUAUUCACUAGAUAACUAUAGAUUUCAUUGUACAAGAAAGAAUCAUUGGCUCAAACAUCACGUAUAACAUUCCGCUAAUGGUUUUGAAUGUAAACUUGAAUUCCCAUGUUUUGUUCCUAUGGAAAUGUUUGUUGAUACAACUGGAUUGUAUUGUUGUAAUUUAAGCUUGUUUUAAACUAAAAGACUGCCAGUAAAAUGUUUUUUUAUGAUUUUAACAGUCUGGCCUUGCAGUCAUAAAACUUUGGAGCACGAUUUUUGUACUCGAGACUCAAGAAUCAACCAAUCAAAAUGCUGUAUUUCAUGUUUCAAGCAUAAUUUUUGUGCUCUGAUCACUUAGCAAAGUUUUAUGACUUCAACCCCUGUACCGUAAACAACUUUGUUUAGACACCAAAUCAAAUGUUUGAAUAUUGGUGUUCCAACAAGUAGUUGGAAAAAAUCUUGGUGCAGACUGAUAACGAACAUAUUUUUAAAUUCAGAAUAAAGGGUGGUGGUUUUUAUAUUUUUGCUACUGUGUGUAAGAUAGAAAGUGCAUUUAAAAACCUUGAAUGUAUUAAAUAAUUAACCUUAAGUCUGUAAUCAGUCCUGGGUAUAAUUUAUGACGCUCCAGGACAAGCCUUAUUUAUUUGAUUGUGACUGACUGGUAUGGUUAGAUAUAAUGUAGAAUGAAGUCAACAUGUAGAAUCUGUUUAUCUAUUAUAGCUAUAUCACAUAUUUUUAAACAAAUCUGUACAAUUUGUGUGAGUGUAUUUUAUUUAAAUGAUGAGUACGAAUGUGUGGGUGUGAUUGUGUAAUUAUUAUACAGCGAGACUUGUACUUAUAAUAGUCUGACUUUUUGUUGAUGUUGUUUCUCAAAUUUCCAUUUGUUUUGAGGUAAAGUCUGUACAUAAAAAAGUACAGGUAAUGAUUGCAUUUGUUUAUAUCAGAUUGAUAUUCUUAUGUUAAGAUAGUUCCAUUAAGGAAUAUAUCAGUAUUAGUAUACCAUUCGAUGUCUAAUACAGCAUUCAUUACUACACAUGAAAGGCAUAACACAUGAUUUCUAUUCAAAGACUUCCUAGUUAUCAAUUCUGUUUAACCAUUCAAAUAUGAUUCAAAGGGGUACAUUGCUAUUAUAAAAUAUCUAUUUCUUUUUUAGAAAAAGAUUCAAGCAUGCAUAUGAAAUAAAACAUUAUUAUAAGCAGAAUUUACCCCAUAUUGCCCUGUGUUCUUGAAUUCUGUAUUUACAAAACAAAUCUUUGUAAAGUCAUGAAAGUUCUGUACAACAAAAUUUAAAGCUACUUAAAAGCAACUUGAAUGAAUUUAUAGCAAGAAAAUUGUUUUAAAAUAUCAAUCAUGAAUCAGGGAAAAGUAAAUUUUGUUUAAAGUGUAUAUUGGCAUUAAUAAUGUGGCUGUGAUGACUUUUUGACUUGGUAAAUGCUAAAUUAUUGCUAAAGAAGAUCAAAUUGAGCAACAAAAGGGAAAAAAAAGCACUUAAAUAUUAUGGCAAAUACAGCAACUAAAUCCAAUGAUUACAUGUUUUGAAUAAGUGGCUGCACCCUUUAUUUCUACCCUAACAUUAUACAAUAUACCUCAUUGCUAGCAUGUUGGUAUAUUUUUUUGUUCUUGCUUAAUUAACUCAAUAUUAUUACUGUGUAUAUUUGUUAAUACUUGAUGUAAAAUCUUGUAUGAGAUUAUGAUAAAUUAUUCUUUUAAAAAACCUAUAGUCCUAUACAGUCAAAUUUCUAAUGGGCUAUGAUUACAUAUUUCAGCUCAUGUGUUUAUGGUCCAGUAGGAAAGGACACAUGUUCGGUCCAGUGGGAAAGGUCACAUGUUUGGUCCAGUGGGAAAGGACACAUGUUUGGUCCAGUGGUAUUUUAAUCAGCCUUCAAUGUCAUGAUACAUUGAUAAAUUUAUAUGUUGGAAAGAUUUCAAGACAAAAUACAUCAAAUGAGUUAAAAGUAAUAAAAGAUGAUAUAAUGAAUUAAAAUAAACAGUCCUUUUUGGUCGUAUAAUGCCUGGACUGCAAGAGCUAUGAAAACAACUUUUGAGGCCAAUCUUAAAUAAAUUAUUUUGUUUGAUGUUGCUUAUGCACGGUAAAAAAAAGAGAUUUAAAAAUGUUGUCCAACAACUUACAUGUGGAAAAAAAAUUGCAUGUUUUAGAGACAAAAAGAGAGCAGUAAAAAAAAAAAAUAUAAUUUGAACUGAUUUGUGUGUAUUUUUGUUUUGUAUUAGGUGUGUUUUUGUAGGCAACAUCAAACAAUCUAAAUUUUGUGUAUGGCCUGAUCUUACUGUGAUUAUAAUGUAAAUAUAUGUUUAUUUUUUCAUCACAAAUGCUUGUUUAUCGUAUGUCUGUACGAGUGUAUGUGAGAGUUGAGGAGGGUACAUUUUAUAAACAAAACUGAUAGAAUAAAAAUGUUAACAUUUA
Molecule: messenger RNA, 3999 nt
Organism: Mytilus trossulus (common blue mussel)
Lineage: Eukaryota; Metazoa; Mollusca; Bivalvia; Mytilida; Mytilidae
Product: ras-related protein Rab-11A
Exons: 6
Coding region: 265-915 (216 amino acids)
Biological process (GO): exocytosis
Cellular component (GO): recycling endosome; Golgi apparatus
Molecular function (GO): GTPase activity; GTP binding
Source: RefSeq, a predicted model, not a curated record